AUGCAAGAAGAAUCGGUUUCAAUCAGUAAUUCUUGUCAACCUUCAAUGAGUAAUUCUUGUCAACCUUCUUGUUACAUGGGAAACAAUAUACCAAUCAAAAUGGUGACUUUACCAGAUUUAGUGAAACCAGACAAUCUUAACAACAUGGAAAUUUUACCCGAAAUUGAGCUCCCUUCAACAACUGAGACAAAACCAUUCGUUGAUCAUCCGCAGCCACUGCAAUUCGCUUUCCCACAACUCCCUGAACCAGAACUAGACAUUCCACUCUUAUCAGAAAAUCAAAACCUCGAUUUGGAUGUGUUUGGUCGUGGAGAAAUUUCUGAACCUGAAAACGGCUCACACUUCCCUUUGGAUUUACCCUUUUUUGGGUUAGGAAAUGCCGACCGAGACUUGGUGAAGGGGAGCAGCAUAAACACUGAAACCCCAGAUAGUUUCUUCGACGAUUUUCCACCAGACAUGUUCGAUUAUAUGGAACCGCCACUCCCUAGCUCAUUCCACUGA
This is a messenger RNA of Papaver somniferum (opium poppy), 501 nucleotides long. RefSeq lists its product as uncharacterized. Lineage: Eukaryota; Viridiplantae; Streptophyta; Magnoliopsida; Ranunculales; Papaveraceae. The coding region runs from base 1 to 501 and encodes 166 amino acids. The transcript has a single exon. The record is from RefSeq and is a predicted model, not a curated record.